GUCUUGCGCUUCCGCGGACAGUUCACACCUCGUGAAGACCAGUGAAGACGUUGGUGUGCUAAGCGUGGUAUCCCGCAGAUACAAGGAAACGAAAGUAAUUUGUGAGGAUGGCGGCGAUUAGUCUGUUGAAUCCGAAGGCCGAGUUCGCCCGGGCGGCGCAAGCAUUGGCGGUGAACAUCUCCGCCGCGAAGGGAAUUCAGGAUGUGAUGAGAACCAACUUGGGGCCCAAGGGAACCAUGAAGAUGCUGGUGUCUGGAGCCGGAGAUAUAAAAAUUACUAAGGAUGGCAAUGUGCUUCUUCACGAAAUGCAAAUCCAACAUCCUACAGCAUCCCUAAUAGCGAGAGCAUCUACUGCUCAGGAUGAUAUGACUGGUGACGGCACAACUAGUACCGUACUGGUCAUUGGUGAACUUCUGAAGCAAGCUGAUUUGUAUAUAGCGGAAGGACUGCAUCCCAGAAUGCUCACGGAUGGUUUUGACCUGGCUCGUGCUAAAGCAUUAGAAAUCUUGGACUCGAUGAAAAUUCCAAUUGAGUCUGUUAAGCAAAACUUGUUGGACAUUGCAAGGACCUCCCUCAGAACAAAGGUUCAUCAUACUGUGGCCGACAAACUGACAGAGAUUUGCGUGGAUGCUGUACUAGCUAUUAAGCAGCAGGACAAAGAAAUCGAUUUGCACAUGAUUGAAUUAAUGGAAAUGCAGCAUAGAACGGCAGAUGAUACUAGUCUGAUUCGUGGUAUAGUCACUGAUCAUGGAUCUAGACAUCCAGAUAUGCCAAAAAGAUUAGAGAACGCAUAUAUACUGAUCUGUAAUGUGAGUCUGGAAUAUGAGAAAAGUGAGGUGAACAGUGGAUUCUUUUACAAAUCGGCAGAAGAACGCGAAAAGUUAGUGGCUGCCGAACGUGUGUUUAUCGAUAAUCGCGUGAAAAAGAUUAUCGAAUUGAAGAAGAAGUUGUGCGACGGAACGGACAAGUCGUUUGUCGUGAUAAAUCAAAAAGGAAUUGAUCCGUCAUCUCUCGAUAUGUUCGCAAAGGAGAACAUUAUUGCUUUGCGUAGAGCCAAGCGCAGAAACAUGGAACGUUUAGCACUCGCGUGUGGUGGCGUAGCCAUGAAUUCUGUGGAUGAUCUGAAAGAAGAACAUUUGGGCUGGGCUGGCCUCGUGUAUGAACAUGUUCUGGGAGAAACCAAGUAUACUUUUAUAGAGGAGUGUAAAAAACCAAAUUCUGUAACCAUUUUAUUGAAGGGACCUAAUAAAUUUACAUUGGAACAACUCAAAGAUGCUGUGCGUGAUGGACUUAGGGCUAUAAAAAAUGCUAUCGAUGAUCAUGCAGUCGUUCCCGGAGCUGGAGCCUUUGAGGUUGCAACUAGUCAAGCCCUUCAACAAUAUAAAGAGCAAGUGAAAGGAAAGCAACGUUUGGGAGUACAGGCCUACGCUGAGGCUUUACUUAUCAUUCCGAAGACUCUCGCUAUUAAUAGUGGAUUCGAUCCGCAGGAUACAAUUGUCAAAUUAUUCGAGGAAAGCACCGCUUUAGGAGAACCAGUAGGAUUAGAUCUAUCUACAGGGGAAGCUUUAAAACCCGCAGAUGCUGGCAUUUAUGACAAUUACAAUGUAAAGAAACAAAUCAUCAAUUCUUGCACGAUAAUCGCCAGUAAUCUUCUUCUGGUUGACGAAAUAAUGAGAGCAGGAUUAUCUUCAUUAAAGGGUUAAACCACAAUGCAAAUCUUAUGGAAUUAAAAGUUUAAGGACCACUAAGUUUUUUUUUACAAAGUAAUUCAAAUUGUUAAAUUAUCACAUUUAUUUUGCAUUAUAUCUGUUAAUUAAAUACGUCGCUUGAUCUCUUGUCUUUUGACGUAAAUAUUUAAUAACACAAUAAAUUUUCACAUUAAACUUAAAAAAA
Molecule: messenger RNA, 1893 nt
Organism: Solenopsis invicta (red fire ant)
Lineage: Eukaryota; Metazoa; Arthropoda; Insecta; Hymenoptera; Formicidae
Gene: CCT6
Product: T-complex protein 1 subunit zeta
Exons: 7
Coding region: 108-1703 (531 amino acids)
Biological process (GO): protein folding
Cellular component (GO): chaperonin-containing T-complex
Molecular function (GO): ATP hydrolysis activity; ATP-dependent protein folding chaperone; ATP binding
Source: RefSeq, a predicted model, not a curated record